Arachis ipaensis is the source of this 1359-nucleotide messenger RNA. NCBI's taxonomy places the organism in Eukaryota, Viridiplantae, Streptophyta, Magnoliopsida, Fabales, Fabaceae. The record is from RefSeq and is a predicted model, not a curated record.
GUUUAGCUUAAUUUUGUUAAUUAGUUAAUUUUGAUUAGUUAGAAUUAGUUAAAUUUCAUGCUGUUAGUUGAUUUAGGUGGUUAGGUAGGUUUAAACUUAGUUUGUAGUAGAUUCUAGGUCUGGAAUUUUUUGCUGAUUGUGUUUGGAUUACUCUGUGAUUUGUUGCAUGAUAAUGACUUUUUUGUUUUAUGGAUUGAAUUGUGACUUUACUGCUUCACUCAAUUACAUUGAUUUGUUGAUUCAUAUGCAUUGGUAUCUGAUUUACUACUGCAUUCAUAUGGAAACUUCUUUGAUUGAGUGAAUUUAGGAAAUGUGAUGGUUAACUGCUGAAUUGCUGCUGGAGAUUGUUUGAUUGGUUUUAACUGUUCAUUCUUGAUGCGGCUGAUUAAUUGAAUUUGGCAUUAUGCUAAUCCUGCUUUGAAACUUUAGUUGAUUGUCCGGCUGUUUGCUCUAAUGUUUUGUUGCAAAGCACAAAUAUCUGAACUCUCUUCUCAUAUAAACUGAAUAGAAUCAGAAUUGUUCUUGCUCUUGUUUGAUUUGUCAAUCGAGCAUAACAAUGGCGAAUGGGACGGAUCUGGAGGAAAUGGGCAGAGAACUCCAGUGCCCCAUUUGUUUAAGUUUGCUGAAUUCUCCGGCCAGUCUUCCAUGCAGCCAUGUCUUCUGCAACUUUUGUAUCGUCAACUCUAUGAAGUCGUCUUCUGAUUGCCCUGUCUGUAAAAUACCCUUCUUCCCUCGAGAGGUUCGCCUUAGUCCUCGUUUGCUCAACUUGGUUAACAUUUACAAAAGAAUGGAACGCUCUUCUGGUAUGAACUUAUUCCUCACCCAGAAUCUGCACUACUAUAAGUUUUCAGAUGAAGAAACGCAAUGUCAAGUUGAUGCUGACUGUGGUAAAGAGGAUGCUUAUGAUAAGAAGAGUUCCGAUGCCCCAUGUCGAGGGGAUCAGAAUUGCAACCUGCUACAACAACUGUUGUAGAAACUAGCUCCUCAAGACCUAUUAGGAGACCACGCGGAAGACCUCCGAUACGUCGAGGUGUACGAGGUCACGGGCGGCCUAGGAAGUGACCGCUUGCCAAUGAUGAAAGCGUUAGGGUUCCGCCUCUUGUCAGGUGCCAUAGGCAGUGGUUCUGAAAUUUCCAGUGGUCCACUAAGGUUGUCCUUUAGUCUGGAGCAGCUGUGAAAGAAGUAAACCACAAAUUGAAGAACAAGGACUACAAGGCAUUUUGACGCAUUGUUGGUUAUGAAGAAUCGGAUUUGGAUUAGGAUAGGUUUUGUGCAUUGGUGUUUAAAUCCCUCAAAAGGGGGCAGGACUUGUGUAGGUAUCUAGUACCCUAGCCAAUUAGUUGUCCUUUUUCCUUUGGA